CGUCUGUCGAGAGGGAUAUGCCCGAUUCCGAAAGACGUACCCUAACCUAACCACGGUUGGUUGCUUCCAUGGCCUCCCCGCAAUCCUCCUACGGCUCAUCCGAGGAAGGCACCUCCUCCGACGGUUCUGACCACCAAGAGGUGGACAAGCUGCCUUUAAACCAAGCUUUGGCGCACCACGACUCCUCCAACGGAGAAGAAUCAGAGGAGGAGGAGACGGGGGAUAAAGAAGAAUCGGAGGAGGAGAAUGUGCUGCCCGACGACAAUAACCUCCACCCGCCACCACUGCAAGGCGACACGGUCCCAGAUUCCGAAUCUGAGUCCGACAAGUCGCCGCGCAGGUCCCAGCCCAAGAGGAAGGCCGUGGAUUCCGAACCUGUCGAGCCCAAGAGGACGAGGAUGGCCGAGUCGCCGCAGCCGAGGAUGCAAUCUGAGGUCGCUGAAGUUGCUCAGAUUCAACCUGAGGUCGCUGAGCAUGCUCUGACUAAGAGCGAUGUGGAGAAGCUAUUCCAAGACAAGAUCGUUUCUUAUGAGCACCUUGGGCAAGAGGUGUUGGCCCUAGAGAAGAAAUAUCCUGGAUUUUUCAAGUCUCCCUUCGUGAAGCUUCCUGAAGAGAAGGCCAGGACACUCAAUGCCAAACUUCAGAACCACCACAUUGCAAAAAUAAAGGCAUCGAUACAGCUGGGUAAUAUCAGAAAGGAGGUGACAAACUCCCUCAUCAAUUUACUCGACUGAAGUCACGAUAUAUAUAGACCUGGAGCGAGCUGGAAAUGCGUUCAGUUUGUAGGUGUUAAAAGACAUUAUCAAGAAACAUAAGGAAGACAACGGAAGUGGGGCCUAUUAUAUUGAGCCACAAUUCGCUAGUUGGUUAUUUUGGUUUCAGUUCUGCUCAGUAUUUAUAUAUACUCUAUCUAUGUUACUACUGGCGUUAUCAAAUUUUGGUUCAGGUCGGACAUGUCUGAACGAUAGAUUUAAGUACCAAUCACUGUUUUAAAUAGCCCGCUAUAGCUCCGCUAUAGCACGCUAUAGCAUUUACAGAAGGUCUUGCGCUAAGAGACUUUGAUCCAAAAAAAUGAACAAAUAUUUUAAAUAGCUCGCUAUAGCUUCGCUAUAGCACGCUAUAGCAUUUAGAAAAGGUCCGCCGCUAAGAGGCUUAGCGCGC
Molecule: messenger RNA, 1161 nt
Organism: Triticum aestivum (bread wheat)
Lineage: Eukaryota; Viridiplantae; Streptophyta; Magnoliopsida; Poales; Poaceae
Exons: 2
Coding region: 69-734 (221 amino acids)
Source: RefSeq, a predicted model, not a curated record